Molecule: messenger RNA, 1178 nt
Organism: Temnothorax curvispinosus
Lineage: Eukaryota; Metazoa; Arthropoda; Insecta; Hymenoptera; Formicidae
Exons: 5
Coding region: 103-1140 (345 amino acids)
Source: RefSeq, a predicted model, not a curated record
UAGGAAUGACGCACAACGCUGCACGAGGAUCAGAGGGUUAAAUUUCCCAUCGAAUAAAUAAGCAAUAAAAAGCAAUUAUGUGCAGUCUUUCUUGACAACGCAAUGUUUUGUAUCUCCCGUAAAUUUCGCAAGUUGGAAUGCGCCGCGCGAGACGGGAGUCCGACGAGAUCGGAGAUCCAGCGGCGUCUUGGCGCUUCGUUGGCACAAGUUCUCCUCGACUACAGUCACCAGGACGCGGUGAAGCUGUUGGACUCGUUACCCCUUACCAAACUUUCACAGCAAUCAUGUUGCGCCACGCAGGACGGUCAAUUAAAGGCGGACGCGAUGGGAAUGUGGACAAAAGAACAUGAAGUUCUUAAGUCACACUUGCACAGCGACAUUCUAGCGUUGGGCGAAGGUGAGCUGAAGAAAUUUCAGGCGGAGAUUGAAGCGGCGACACAGAGGAAGCUGAGGGAUGAGUUUGCGGAAGAACGUCAUAUGCUCGAGGCUGAAAAGAGAUUUGCUGUUAGACGCAACGCAGAUGAAAUUCAUGCGAGAUACGAAGAGUAUUUCAGGUUUGCACAGCAAGAGUUGGAGGAAAAGUUGCAGGUUGAGUUGAGGGAUACAGAUGAGAAACGCAACAAGGAACUGCAAAAGGCCAUCGUAAAAGCGCGAAUAGAUACAACGCACGACGUGUUAAGAAAAAUACGGCCUCAAAUAAACUUGAUCGUUACGUCUCUCUACAAUGAGUUUGAGCAAAUUCAUCGCGCGCAAAGAGAAAAGAUGAUUGCUGAUUUUAAUAAGAUCAUGAGGAAACAGUAUCUCAAACAGGAUGUAAGAAUCAGAGAAAUUGAGAAGAAGAAAAUGGAAGAGUUGCAUGUCCAACGUCGUGAACUCGAGAUACAAAAUGUAAUGAAUAUUAUUUAUAUUUUUUGCAUGGAAAAAUUACGUUGCAGCUCGCAACUGCAAGCGGUACAGAAACAUUUUGAGGUAAAUAUAUUAUCUGUUUCGAAUGGAAAUUUGAAAUGUAUCUGUACUUACGUAUCUUUCUUUUCAUCAAAACGAUUAGAUGAAAUGUUAAAAGAGAAGUUGAAAGAUAUAUCUUAUCUAACAUAUCUUAUCUUACUUUAUGAUAAAUGCAUUUUUUAUAAAAUGCCCUGAUGGAAAUAUUUUACUGAAAAUAUGAAUAAAAUUUUACU